UAGUGGCGAUCGUAACCGUUGUCAUCUCGUUCGCUGCGAACUUAUAUCGCGUAAGCAGCACCGAUGCAUUUUUAUCCUUGUCUCGAUGGAAAUACGUAUAUCAAGACUGCUUUCAAUGUACCGCAGCUUUUCUUGGCGAUCACGGAGUUGCACGAAAUUGAGAACACGAUCAUCAGCGCAAAAUUCGUUCUGGUACACGUGAUCAUCAUGUUCUUAAAUAACUAUAGCGGCCAAAAGUUAAUAAGCACCAGUAUGAAACUUUUCCACGAUACAUAUGAUUUGUACUGGUAUUGCAUACCACCGAAGUCGCAGAAAAUGUUACUGUUCGUAUUGAUGAGAAGUGCAAACGGAGCGCAAUUUAACCUCGCCGGUCUAUUCAUUCCGUGUUACCAAGGCUUUACAACGAUGGUGAGCUCGUCUUUUUCAUACUUUACCAUGAUUAUAUCGGUUUAGUGACGAGAAAUAUUGGACGUCGUUAGAAAGACAGAGUAUGUACGAUGUGUGUGGAAAAUCGUGUGUCACGGUUUAUCUUUACAAUUUUGUUUUCUCUGCACCGUUUACCUAAAAUCGUCUAAAAUCGCCGUCUGUCUCAUGUGCACAGAGGCCCGCAAAUGUCUUCGUACACCUUCUAAGCUAUUUUAAAAUUGAAC
Megalopta genalis is the source of this 650-nucleotide messenger RNA. NCBI's taxonomy places the organism in Eukaryota, Metazoa, Arthropoda, Insecta, Hymenoptera, Halictidae. The record is from RefSeq and is a predicted model, not a curated record.